CAGACUGUAGCCUGGAUGAUUUUGCUGUAUUAGUUUUGGGGUGCUGUAUUAUCGUGGUGUUCUGGCUGAAACGCAAAUUUUCAAUACCAGAUGGAAAUGAUGCGAAGCCUUCGCCAUGUAAACAUUGAUCAUCUUCACGUUGGCUGGUACCAGUCCACAUACUAUGGCUCUUUUGUCACUCGUGCCCUCCUGGACUCGCAGUUCAGUUACCAGCACGCAAUUGAGGAGUCUGUAGUUCUCAUUUACGAUCCCAUUAAGACUGCCCAAGGGUCUUUGUCACUAAAGGCAUAUAGGCUGACUCCCAAACUGAUGGAAGUUUGCAAAGAAAAGGACUUUUCUCCAGAAGCCUUGAAAAAAGCAAAUAUUGCUUAUGAAAAUAUGUUUGAAGAAGUGCCCAUUGUAAUUAAGAAUUCAUACCUGAUCAAUGUGAUGUUGUGGGAACUGGAAAAGAAAUCUGCAGUAGCCGAUAGACAUGAGUUGCUCAGUCUGGCUAGCAGUAAUCACCUAGGGAAGAGUCUGCAGCUGCUGAUGGACAGAGUGGACGAAAUGAGCCAAGACAUUGUUAAAUACAAUACUUACCUGAGGAAUGUAAGCAAACAGCAGCAGCAGAAGCACCAGUACCAGCAGAGACGUCAGCAAGAAAAUAUACAGCGUCAAAGCCGAGGAGAAGCCCCUCUUCCUGAGGAGGACAUCAACAAACUUUUUAAACCACCACAGCCUCCUCCAAGAAUGGAGUCUCUCCUCAUUGCAGGUCAAAUUAAUACCUACUGCCAGAAUAUUAAGGAGUUCAAUGCACAGAACCUGGGCAAACUUUUCAUGGCUCAGGCUCUCCAAGAUUACAACAACUGAAGAAACUUUGCUGUCGCCCUCAACAGUUCUAUACUGUUCAUGAUCCUCUUGAAAAUUUAGUGUAUUGGGAAAAGUUGUGUAAAACAGAGUCACCUUGGUUUGUGUAGAAUUCUCCUGUAAGAAAAAUAAAGGCAAAUUUUAAUGAUA
Molecule: messenger RNA, 996 nt
Organism: Leptosomus discolor (cuckoo roller)
Lineage: Eukaryota; Metazoa; Chordata; Aves; Leptosomiformes; Leptosomidae
Source: RefSeq, a predicted model, not a curated record